AUGGGUCGGAAGAGUAGGAAGUCUUGUACCAUAAAGCCUUUUUGUUUUUUUUGUCUCCGUGAAUUUCAUAAUGAAAAAGUGCUCAUCCAGCACCAGAAAGCCAAACAUUUCAAAUGUCCAGAAUGCAAUCGUAAACUUGAAACUGCCAAUGGCCUAUUAGUUCAUCUACAACAGGUACAUAAAUCGACAUUGAAUAGAGUACCCAAUUCAUUAGAGGGUCGUGAUAACAUAACUUCAACAAUUCAGGGCAUGAACGGCGUUCCAGUUGAUAUCAUAGAAGAACACCGAUUACAACAUUACACGAAACUCAACAACAUCAACAAACAAAAACAACAACGAAUUAAUUGGACACAAAUUCAGUUACCCAAUUCUUUCACUCCCAUCGCUCCUAUUAAUACACUCUACAACAAUGCUGCUGCUAUUCCCACUGUUACUAACACAACUGCUACAGCGACCACAAGUACAGUUGACACAAAUAAAGUCGAGAGUGAGAAUGUAGUGACUGGUAAUAAGUUAUUAAUAUUGGAUGCCUACGGCUUACCAAUACAACAGGAAAAACCUGAUAAAGACACUGUUAGUACUAAAUUACACAUCAAACCAUUUUUGACCAUUAAUCACUCGACCACUAACACACUUAACACUGUUAAUGGUAUUAAUACACAGAACCCAGUUGUUAGUGUGAACAAUACUAAUGGUGUUGACGUCAUGAAUGUGAGUAAUAAAUUUGAGAGUGGGUGGGACGUGAAGAGUGCUAAAACUGAAGAGAACAUGAAGGAAGAGAAGGUGAUAUACUAUAAAGUUACGGGUUCAAAACCUUUACCAAUACCACUGCCAUCAAUUCCAAACACCAAACUCUCAUACUCUACCGACGAAGUAUUUUUACACUCUAGUUACAUAUAUUUUGUUCCAUUAGUUAUUGUAUAG
Molecule: messenger RNA, 924 nt
Organism: Theileria annulata
Lineage: Eukaryota; Apicomplexa; Aconoidasida; Piroplasmida; Theileriidae
Exons: 2
Coding region: 1-924 (307 amino acids)
Cellular component (GO): nucleus
Source: RefSeq, a predicted model, not a curated record